Macrosteles quadrilineatus (aster leafhopper) is the source of this 965-nucleotide messenger RNA. Its product is annotated as venom allergen 5-like. The transcript has a single exon. The record is from RefSeq and is a predicted model, not a curated record. Bases 57 to 965 code for a protein of 302 amino acids. Lineage: Eukaryota; Metazoa; Arthropoda; Insecta; Hemiptera; Cicadellidae.
UAAAUGCAAAACAUAUUUCGUUUACUUUAGAAACUUUUUUGAUUCUUUAUCAACACAUGCACCGGGCUCCCCUGAUUUUAUCAAUUAUUAGUUUGGCGAUUAGCUUCGACUAUUGCACCUUGAAGUGCAAGAUUGGCGGUAAAUACGUAAACCACACUAUGUGUCAAUAUAGAGAAGGCGGAGGAGAAAACUGUGCCUCAUGGAAGAGUACGAUGACCUUUGACAUGAUACGGACGCUAGAGACACGUCACAACAAGAUGAGAGAACUAACCGCGUCGAGCAGUGAGACAUACAAGCUGGGACCUGUCCCGAACAUGUUGAGACUUGCUUGGAGUGACGACCUCAUGGCUACGGCACAGCGUUGGGCCGACCAGUGUGAGAAAAACAUGUCCGACGUUUGUAGAACCUCUUGGAAAGGUGUAGACACUGAACAAAUCAUGUUCAAAUACUACUCAUCUGACAAGUACUUCACCCCUUUGACCGCAAUUCAGAGCUUAUUAGUUAGUUUGGAGAAACAACUGGAAGGUGAAAUCACAGAGAUUUUACUGGGUCAUAAUCUCCGGAUCCUGUUGAACAGCAAGUCAGACAUGUUCGGAUGUGGGUUUGCCUGGAGUGUGGCCAAAGAACAAGAACAUCCAUGGUUGUAUGAGUACAGGCUGGUCUGCAACUACUUGAUGAAAACUGGUAAGUUGAGUGCUUAUAAGGUUGGCGAACCUUGCUCAAAAUGCCCUAGAAACACCAAGUGUGAUAGUUCCAGUCAGUUCCCUAGUCUGUGUGCUAUGAAAGUCCUACAAAAUGACCCGAGUCCUGUCACCUUUUGUGACCCUGAGGAGGAUUAUGCAAAAAAAUACUUUAGAGAACAUAAGUCCAAUGGUUGUGCUUGUUUUCCUGAUGUCAUCAGAGUGGUCAUUUGUUUAAUGUCAGUUUUUUGUCACUUCAUGGGAUUUUUGACAAUAAACCUGUAG